CCUUCAGAAUGGAAAGUUGGAACCAAAAACUUCACUCAAAACUCAUCCAACAGCCAAACAAGAAGAAAAUCAAAUCUCUGGUUCUGAUGACCAGCCCUUGUAAAGUCAACCAUUUUCCACAAGGAAUCGGAGAGGUUUGAUUGAAUUUCGCAUCCUCAUUCUCGAUCAUUUGGAUGAGAAAAUUUUCAUCCAAGCUGUUGGGAGAGAGAGAAAGAGACAGAAAGAGGUGGCUUGUGUACCAGCGAGCUAGUGACAAUGGCGACCAUGCUGACUUCUUUAGCUAAGGACCUGUAAGAUUCUUGAACUUAUAUCUCAAGAAGUAGAGACAUCUUUGUGGUCUGAGAUCGGAGAUUCGUAAAUGUUCGUUUUUAUUGUUGUUGUGUUCUUUUAUUGCUCAUAUAUGCAUAUAUAUAUACACACUCUCUCUCAUAAGACAUAGGAAUAUGGAUGUUGGCUUGAGGAUGAGUAGCAGUCAAGUAUUAGAAUGGGCAAGUCUUCCUCUGCCCGUUCUCUUUUUGGUUUUGGAUAGGUUGGUAGAACCCAUUGACCAUAUUCGAUUUGCUGCUGUUUGCAAAGAAUGGUGUGUUCUUGCAAAAGAAUACAAUCACAAAACGCAGCGUUGGCGUAAGCUACUCCCCAUGCUCCUGGUUCCAACAGAAUGUGAAGGAAAGCGAAAACUGUACAGCUUCCCUGCAGGAAAAAUCUACGACAUUGAAUUGCCAGUGCCUUGUAAUAGUAAGAGGUAUUGUGAUUCUAGCUAUGGCCAUGGUUGGUUGGCGACAAUGGAUGUGUUAGAUAGAGGUGGAUUGACUAUAACUCUGGUGAACCCUUUCAGAAAAGCAGAGGCGCCCAUUCGUCUCCCUCGCUUGGAUUUCAAAGUCCUCCGUAAGUACUGCGAGGUUUGCCUCCCGAAGAUUAUCUUAUCUGAGGAUCCCACAUUGAAUCCAGACAGUUAUGUGGUUGUAUCAAUUUACAAACAUGUUUCUGAGUUGGCUUUCACUAAAGGAGGACAAAAGUUUUGGAUUUACAGCAAGCGUUUAAGAGGGUGCUUGCUUACUGAUGCUAUAUUUCAUAAAAGCCAAGUCUUUGCAGUUGGAAAGUGGGGAAACAUUCUUUCCUUUGAUAUCAAUAGCAAGCCAAUAGAAGCAAAGAUUCUUAACCCACAAGAAUGUCCGUUCUCACGUUAUGCUGAUAAAGCUUAUCUCGUGGAAUCAACCAAUGGAGACUUGUUGCAUGUUCGAAGAUUUUUGAAAGAUGUUGACGGAGAUGCCUACCAUGAAGAGUUUUGGACUGAGAGAUUCAUGGUUUACAAGUUGGUGUUCAAUGAGAGGGAUGGAUCCGUUGUGCAGCAUGUUGAAAUAAAAAGUAUUGGGGAUGAGGUUAUGUUCCUGGGUGACGAUUAUUGUAUCUCUGUUUUGGCUUCAAACUUUCCUGGGUGCCAACCCAAUUCCAUAUAUUACAUGGAUGAUUGUACAAAAUUGGGAGGAGCACGUGUACCUGAUACUGAUAGCGAUAGCAGACCAAGUGUUAUAGGCAUUUUCAAUUUAGAGGAUGAAACCAUCACACGACAUUACUCUUUAAACAUUUCACCCGCACUUUGGAUUGUACCCCUGUUUAAUGGACUCUGCUAACUUCUUCAAGUUCAGCUAAUUACAAUUGCACUUGUUCUCCAAAGGCCACCAAGACAACUCUUUGUUUCUGCUGCCUGAGAGUGUUGGUUUACUGGGAAGGGUCAGAUGUAAUGGCUCCAGAUGUUGUUCGCCGUUCUUCCUCCCUCCUAUUUUGACAAUCAUCUUUUGUUUGAAUCUUGUGGUGUGCUGGUGGAAUAUAUGUUGUGGUCAAAAUUAAUUGAGGUCCAGUUUGGUGAAGCUUGAAGAGGGAGAGAGAAAUAUAUUCUGAAUUAGAUCGAAGAUGCUGGAAAAGGAUUGGUAUUUGUAUGUGCGAACAAGUGAUUGUUGUGCUGCCUAAAUACUAGUAAAUUUAUGUGUGAUCAGUUGAACAAGUAUGAUACUGCGGCUGCUGCAAGUUUUUCAAACUCAAAUCUCUCCUGGAUUGGAUAGUUUAGUUCUGUGUUUCUGUUUGGUAACUGCCUCAUCAACCUCAUGCCAAGAUGGUAUUUCCUCACUUUUCGGUAUUAGAAAAGACCAAAGCUUGCAAUUUAGGUUCUGGGUUUCAAGUAUGUGAUACUACAGAGACUCUGGAUGAUUGUCAAAGAAAGGGUUGAUUCUACUUUGGUGGACAACCACAUGGAAGACUCUAUGACACUUGAAGAGGGUUCUGCUGGUUUUCAAGAUUCAAUGCAAGCAGCGACGCCGGUUCCUAAAUCUGAAUGCAAGAAAGUUUAUUUUGCAGAGAUGACUCUUGAAUAAAGAUCUAAGAAUUAAACUGUGAGGUCACAUUAAGAAGUGAGCCAACAAAUGAUUAGCACCGUAUUAACUUAUAUUUGUUAGUGCUUGAUCACUUACCAAGGUAGAGGAAGCAAAGGAAAUAUCAACUGGGUUGCCUAAAUGAAGUACCUAAGCUUAUGGGUGAUGAUCUGGUGAUGAUUAAGCAAACCUUGCUUCUCAUAUUAGUGGAUUCAAUUGUGAAGGUUCUACUGAUUCAUGGCUGUAAAUUUAAUAGUACAAAGAAAAGCAGGAUGCAUACCCUUGAAUUAGAAUACAUAAUUGGUACAAAGAAAGAAACAUAAAUUUGUGCUUCGAAGAUGUUAAAGAAACAUAAAUUUGUGCUUCGAAGAUGUUAAACUUGAACUAGUAUCUUUAACUGAAUUCAUAAUGACAAAUAUUG
Messenger RNA from Prunus persica (peach), 2787 nucleotides. Its product is annotated as F-box protein At2g26160. The transcript is spliced from 3 exons. The record is from RefSeq and is a predicted model, not a curated record. Lineage: Eukaryota; Viridiplantae; Streptophyta; Magnoliopsida; Rosales; Rosaceae. Gene Ontology annotation, molecular function: protein binding. The coding region runs from base 444 to 1631 and encodes 395 amino acids.